Messenger RNA from Sesamum indicum (sesame), 3199 nucleotides. Its product is annotated as amino acid transporter AVT1D. Gene Ontology annotation, molecular function: L-amino acid transmembrane transporter activity. Lineage: Eukaryota; Viridiplantae; Streptophyta; Magnoliopsida; Lamiales; Pedaliaceae. Gene Ontology annotation, cellular component: vacuolar membrane. The record is from RefSeq and is a predicted model, not a curated record. Gene Ontology annotation, biological process: amino acid transmembrane transport.
GCAAAUUUUGCAAUUCCAUUUUAAAUAUGGUUGGAUUCAAUCUAAUCUAAUUACCUUCUAAAUAAAUUUGUGCUUAUCAUAUAAUUGAUUGCGAGGAAUUGAAUUUAGAGUAGAAAACUAGAACAUUCAGAGUUGUAAAACUUAAAGGAAAUUGAUUUAGGAGUAGUUAAAGAUGUCCAGGGAUAAAAUACUAUCUCGAAUAUAAGUAGUUCACUUCACCCCGAGUUGGGUGGUGAAGCGUAGAAAUAGCAGCCCGUUCGUUGGUGCAUCUUCAAGGAUCUAGUUCUUGUUUUGUCCUUGUUAGCGUUGAUCUGGAACUCUGGUCUUGUCUCCUUGGAGAAAACAAGCAACACAAAUUGAUUGUCAUCCGUCUGAAAAUUUGAAGAAUUCAUUCAUCAUAUUUUGUAUCUCAACACCGAGCCCAACCUUUUCUUUCUCUUCCAACAAAAAAACCAAAUCUUCCUCUUCCUACGUCUGAGGUAUUUUCCCAUGUUCUUGUUAGAAACAGAAAGCUGAAAGAGGCCUGGAACAUAACAUUUCAUACAUUUGUUUAAUCAACUGUUUUUAUUGGGACAUCAUAUAUAGAGUGAUGCAGCAGCUGGAAAAAGAAUUGGGACCGGACCGCGCGAUUGAAAUUGAAACGGAUGAUGAAGAGAACGAGGCUGAAAGGGUUUGCCAUGAUCUAGAGUACGAUACUGAGUCUGAUAUUACAGGCCCCUGCCGAGGAGGCCUUUCUUCUGAUUGCCUUGAUCACGAUGCUUCUACCUUUUGGCCUCAAAGUUACAGGCGGUCAAUGGACAUGUAUACAAGCAUGACACCUCCAUCAAUCAGCUAUUUAAAAGACAACUCUUUCUUGGCUUCAGCAGACAAAAGAUCGCAGACAUUGGACACUGAAUCUUCUCUAUUUAAGCCCCUCGUAUCAUCAACAAGCGUAGACACAGAUUUUCCCUCACCAAUUCCUGUAAAGGAAUCAACAAUUUGUGAACUGACGCAUUCUGUAAGUGAACUGCCACCAACCGACCAGUGUUCGUACACCCAGUCACUUCUGAACGCCAUAAAUGCUCUAUGUGGCAUUGGAAUCCUAUCAACCCCUUAUGCCCUGAAAGAAGGGGGUUGGUUCAGUAUCCUGAUUCUCUGUACCUUGGGAACCAUAACCUGCUACACUGGGAUCUUAUUGAAGAGAUGUUUGGAGAGCUCCCCGCAUCUCCAGACUUAUCCAGAUAUUGGUCAGGCUGCUUUUGGCUUACGUGGUCGAAUAUGUAUUGCCGCCAUCCUGUAUGUGGAACUAUAUUCUUCAUGUGUGGAAUUCUUGAUCAUGAUGAGUGAUAACCUGGCUGCCUCUUUUCCAAAUGUCCAAAUGGAUGUUGCUGGAAUUCAUCUCGACUCGUAUCAAGUCUGUGCCAUUGCUUCCACACUUGUUAUUCUUCCUACAGUUUGGCUCAGAAAUCUCAGUUUGCUUUCAUUCAUUUCAGCUGGUGGAGUGGUGACUUUGGCUCUUGUCGUGCUCUGCUUGUUGUGGGUUGGCGUGGCUACUGACGUUGGAUUCCAUCCUAGUGGAAAAGCAUUGGACUAUACAAAAUUACCAAUUACAAUUGGUAUAUACAGCUUCUGCUACGGUAGCCAUUCAGUCUUUCCAAACAUCUAUUCCUCCAUGAAGGAGCCCUCCCGAUUUCCUUCAGUUCUAGUUAUCAGCUUUCUAGUUGCCGCUUUACUGUAUGCUGGCGUAGCAGUGUGUGGGUUUUUGAUGUUUGGUGAAGCCACAAACCCCCAGUUCACUUUAAAUCUACCCACAAACUUUGUCGCUUCAGAUAUUGCUGGAUGGUCUGUGGUUCUAGCCCCUCUGACAAAGUUUGGUUUGUCAAUCACCCCUGUCGCAUUGGGCAUAGAAGAACUUUUGCCUGCGGCUCAGCUUAGAUCUCACACUAUGUCUGUACUCGUCAGGACGUGUCUCGUGGUUUCAACAUUGGUUGUGGCUUUGGCAGUUCCAUACUUCGGAUCCUUGAUGGCCCUAAUUGGAUCCUUACUUGUCAUGCUAGUGUCUGUAAUCUUACCAUGUGCUUGCUACAUGAGAAUAGACAAAGGGAGACUAACAAAAGUUCAGAUUACAGGUUGCUACUUAAUCAUGACUGUGGGAGUUAUUUGUGCCAUUGUUGGCACGUAUUCAGCAAUCACAAGGAUCGCUGACAAAUAGCAGACUCUUGGUUGUAGCAAAUGGUUCUUGUACUUUGUAGAAGUCAUCCAUAUAGAAUCUGAAACUCUUAGGCUCAGGGUCAGGGCGCUGUUGUUCGGUAGAGUCAGACAGAAUUCAGGUAAAGAUCAAUUUGUUAGGAGAAGAAAUGACCAAAAUAAUGAAAACAAACUCUUCAUGAGUCUGCGGUUGUCAUAUAUCUCUACCAAACUUGCUCAUGCGAAAAAUCAAGGAAAGAGCUGUUGUGAGAUAAUGUGAUGUUGACUAAUGUAUGAUUACGAACAAAUCUAAGGCAGCAUUAUCUAACAAUUGUUAGACAGCAACAUAGGAUUUUUGAAAACAUUGAACCCAUUCUUUUUCUCCGACAACAAGAACUGGGGCCGAGGCUCGAUUCCCCUGACCUGAUUGACCCCACUGCCAAUUCUUUGCCAUUCCCGUAUUCAACAAAGCAUGUGCUCACACGUGCACUUAAGCUGAGGAGUUGAGCAUCAAAUAAAGUCACCUAGGGUAGCAUAUUCUUCUGGUGAACUGGUUUCUGCCCCAUUUUGCAGUCAAUUUCCGUUCACUAUAAAGUAUAAAGCCCUGUUUCUGGUAAAUAAAUGAAAAUCAUAGCCUGCAGUUUCAACAGAUCAUUCCCUCUCCUUUUUCACUUUAUUGGGUUGUAAAAGUACUUUUUCUUCUUCUUUUUCAUCUAACAUCUCUCUUUGGCCUUUUUCCUACCGUUAUGUCUAGGCAACGACAAAAAAUUACAAAACAGACAGGAAUAUGAUCAACUUCCGGAUAAAGGGUCCUCUCUACCAUCAGGGACAGAUUUAUUAGUUGCAUUGAUUUGUAAAUUUCCUUCUAAGUUGGUAUAUAUGUUAGCUAUAUUUCCAGCCUUCUACCUAACUGACAGGUGAUAUUAGAUAAUCUUCGUCGCCCGACAUUUAUUGUCUUGAGAAGCACUUAAUGCUCCCACUGCUACUACUAAUCCCUGCCUUGAAUUCCUACCUACCUCAUCAAAGCCUACUA